Acyrthosiphon pisum (pea aphid) is the source of this 1095-nucleotide messenger RNA. RefSeq names its product thrombin-like enzyme cerastocytin. The transcript is spliced from 4 exons. Gene Ontology annotation, molecular function: serine-type endopeptidase activity. Gene Ontology annotation, biological process: proteolysis. Lineage: Eukaryota; Metazoa; Arthropoda; Insecta; Hemiptera; Aphididae. The coding region runs from base 95 to 1063 and encodes 322 amino acids. The record is from RefSeq and is a predicted model, not a curated record.
UUGCAAGUAAAAAAAAAAAAAAAUAUGAACCAUUUUUGUACAAUAGAGAGUAAUGUAUUGUUAAUAUUAACAAACAGCAAUCGUUUAAGACACGAUGCGCAUUGCUCUAAUAAUUUUAUUAUUGACGAUUAAAGCGUCGACAUUUGAUCUUAACGUGACCAAGCAAAUUCCCAAUGGACUUAUAUACAACGGCGAAAUUUAUAAUGUAGAGAAUUAUCCGUACGUAGUUUCUGUUGUAGUAUGGUAUGCUCGUUACAACUCUCCUCAGAGGACUUGUGCAGGUUCGCUGAUACAUGAAUUGUUGGUAUUGACUACUGCUAACUGUGUUUACAAAACAGACGGAUUCUAUUAUAAAGUAUAUCAAGGAUCAUGGAUCCACAAUAGUUUAUCACGAUGGGUAGUUAAAAAGUUCAUACACGAAGACUAUGAUCCUGAUAAUAAUAAAGAUUUUAUAAGUGGAGAUGUUGGUAUAUUGAAAAUAAAUAAACCGUUUCCGACAGUAAAGAAAUAUAUAAAUAUAGGUGGCUUUCCUGAUGAUUUCGCUGGUGGAAACGUCCUCGAUUGUAUAGUUAUUGGGUUUGGUUUGAUUAAUGAACAUACAAAGGGCACUGAAGGAUUCAUGAAUCAUGUUAAGGUCAAAUAUGGUGAAAAAGCAUGUCGAGGAUACUACAGUAAAGCUAUAAGAUACACAUGGCAACAAUAUUUGUGUACGAUACCAGGACACAGUGCGACUUGUCAAGGAGACAACGGUGGUCCGAUGAUUUGCAACGGCCAGCUUUAUGGAAUAUGCAGUUUUUCAUUAAAUUUUAAUGGUGAAAAGGGUAAACCAAUAUGUGGCAGUGAAAAUCUACAGACUGUCCACAUUUUCGUCUUCUACUUUAGAAAUUGGAUAAAUGAUAUUAUACAAUCUAUAGAAUUGGAAUACGUUACAACGAAAAAACCACCGGACACUAAGAAGAAAAGACCAAAAAUUAAGAAGAGAAAGAGUGCUGGGAAAUUAAUUAAACCACAUAUUAUACUGUAUAUGAUUUCAGCAUUAUUAUUUUAUCAUAUUGUUCUUUAAUGAAAAUUAAAAAACAAAAUAAAAUUUUAUUU